AAAAGUUUUAGUGGUGACAUGUUAGAUAUUAUAGAAGAACCUCAACUUGAGUUUGGUGAGAAAGAACUUGUACAAAUUACACAUGACGAAUGUCAUUUUUAUGCAAAUGAUGGGAUGAGAAAAAUCUGGAUCAAAAAGAAUGGAAGUUUUCUACGUCCAAAGCAUGCAGGAAGGUCUAUUAUGGUUUCAGCUUUUCUUUGUUCUUGUUAUGGAGUAUUGCAAUUAUCUGAUGAGCAAAUGAAAGAAAACCCACAUAUAAAAUAUAAAGAGGCUUUUAUUCUAUGCUCUAUACAGUCAGAUGGGUAUUGGAAAUCAGAGCACAUGUUGGAACAGUUAGUACAACGUGCAAUUCCAAUAUUUGAAGUACUCCAUCUGAACUGUGUUGGUAUUUUUUGUUUUGAUCAAUCUACAAAUCAUAAUGCAAUAGCUGAAAAUGCAUUGGUCGUAACAAAAAUGAAUCUUGAUGAUUAUGAAGUAGUGAAACUUAGAGGUCAACCAAAAGGAAUUAGACAAGUGCUUAUUGAACGUAAGUUAUGGCCCUCACAAGGUGUUUGUUUACAGCGUGAUUUUUGUGAACAAAAAUCAAUGUUAGAGGAGGUAGUUCUUGAAAGAGGACAUAUAUUUGAACGAUAUCCCAAGUUUCACUACAAGAAGACUAGUUAUGUUGACUUGCAGCAACAGGUUCCACAAGCUCUUGUUAAUAUUCCUAUGUCAACAAUUCAUAAAUUUGCUCGUAAGUCUUGGAGGUAUAUGGAUGCUUAUGAAAAAGGUUUGGAUGGUAGAACUGCUGAAUGGGCUGUCAACAAGUAUAAAUCUCAUCGUCGCUUACCUGAAAAUAUUGAAAGAGCAAUGGAUUCAAAUGACAAAUAA
Molecule: messenger RNA, 870 nt
Organism: Dentiscutata heterogama
Lineage: Eukaryota; Fungi; Glomeromycota; Glomeromycetes; Diversisporales; Gigasporaceae
Source: the annotation of a GenBank genome assembly